This is a messenger RNA of Psammomys obesus (fat sand rat), 1933 nucleotides long. Its product is annotated as nuclear autoantigen Sp-100-like. Gene Ontology annotation, molecular function: DNA binding; DNA-binding transcription factor activity, RNA polymerase II-specific. The transcript is spliced from 13 exons. The record is from RefSeq and is a predicted model, not a curated record. Gene Ontology annotation, biological process: regulation of transcription by RNA polymerase II. Gene Ontology annotation, cellular component: nucleus. Lineage: Eukaryota; Metazoa; Chordata; Mammalia; Rodentia; Muridae. The coding region runs from base 115 to 1179 and encodes 354 amino acids.
CUGACUUCCUGCUCUCAACUGUGGGCCACAGAAGUCUGGAAGCCUGGGCAGAGACCAAGAGAGCACAGUUCACUGUCUCAGGCUCCAGGCAGGUGCUGGAAGGAAGGAAGCAGGAUGUCCACAAAACCUGAGAACACAGAGACAUUUUUCAUUAAGCCUCUAUUCCUGCACUUCCAAAAACAAAAAGUGACGAUUUCACAUGCAAUUAAAAAGCCAUUUCCUUUCCUUGAGGGCCUCCGUGACCAAAAUCUCAUCACAAAUAAAAUGUAUCACGAUUUUCAAGAGUCUUUUAGAAACCUGGUCCCUCUACAAAGAGUGAUCUACAGAGCCCUGGAAGAACUGGGGAAGAUAUUUGACAUGAAGGUUCUGCAGGAAUUGUUCUGUAAGGUCAACAUGGAGAAUUACCCUGAUUUGGAACCCAUUUCCAAAAGUUUUAAUAAUGUAUUACUGAAUGCAUUGUGUUCCCAAGGAAGUGACAAAGGAGACCUGAACCCCGAGAUAAAUCUCAAACAAGGACCUAGUAAGAGCUGUUCUCAAGGAAGCCUGACCUGGUCACCUUUGGAUCCCUCCUGGUCUGAUGGAGCAGCACCAUCCACAAGUGAAAAGACACGGUCCUGUGUCAUGUGUUCCCCAACAUAUGUGGCAGAAGACCCGGAAGCAAGGAUGGGAAGCAGCCAAGAAGAAGCUGUGGACACUAGGAACAACAUUACUGUAGGAGAAUCCAGGAAGAGAAGAGGUGGCAGCAGAGCUGGUGGCCAGGCAGCUACCAGGAGAAAGAGAAGGACUCCAGCACGCCCUGCCCGGACCAGGGGUGGCAGCAGAGCUGGUGGCCAGGCAGCUACCAGGAGAAAGAGAAGGACUCCAGCACGCCGUGCCCGGACCAGGGCCCCAAGAAUAUCCCGUACUGAAGCUUUGUGUUUCAAUGCUGACCAGCUUCCUGUGAGGUGUGGUGGUGCAGAAGGGGUGUUAUAUAAGAAGAAAUUCAUACAAGGAAUUUCUGUGGUGUCCAUACGGACAGCGGAUGGGUUAUGGCUCACACCCCCUGAAUUUGAAAUCCUGGGAGGCUAUGAAAAAUCAAAGAACUGGAAAUUGAGUGUGCGUUGCCACACUAGGACCCUGAAAUUCCUGAUCCAGAAAAAGUUUCUACCUAACCCUUCAAAAAAACGUAGCAGGACCUAAAAGAUGUAGGCUGACUCUGCACCUGAUUGGACAUGUGAACAGCCCCAUCUCUUUGGUACCACCUAUACAACACAAACUGAUGAAUUACUUUCUCUUGGGAUAAAAAAGGAUUAGGGUGAACUGAGACUGUAGAAGCUUAUGAGCAAAUUAAAAUCACAUCAGGAAAACUAGGCCUAAGAUAUCAGACACAACAGUCUGAGGGAAGCCUGUGACUCCUCAUCCAUGCCCUAAAAAGAGGACACCUAGCAUGGUGAUGGUGAUGGCCACCAAUCUAUCAUCUAACCACUUGGUCUGUUCAUCUAGAGAUCAAGAAGUGGAGAAUUACUGAAUGUCCCAAGGCCUUCAAUUCAGGUUGGUCCCCGCUGUUGCCAGAGAUUACUCAAAUUUCCACCUACCAUCUUCUUAUUGAUCCAACUGUUCAAUGCAUCUGCUCACCCAAUCAUCUGGACCUAGUCCUGCCUUCUUGGCUCUACAAUUGAACUCAACUCCACAGCUCAGCCCCAACCCUGCAGCCAACUGCUCCAACAGUGACUUCACCAGCUCACUUGGUGACUCACCCUGCAGACUCCUGUGACUUUCCAGCAGUCUUUCAGCUCUGGUUUCUCAAGCCUCCACUGCCUUAACUUUUUGUAGCUACUCUGUAACAUACAUAUCUAGAAAUCGGGAUGCAGAUACGGAUAUAUGUUCUGUAUACGCUUAAUGUGUGAUGUACGGGUUAAUAAUUAAUGUUGGAAUAAAGAACACCUGUGUGCCU